Messenger RNA from Penicillium paradoxum, 900 nucleotides. RefSeq names its product putative mitochondrial tricarboxylate transporter (Ctp). NCBI's taxonomy places the organism in Eukaryota, Fungi, Ascomycota, Eurotiomycetes, Eurotiales, Aspergillaceae. Gene Ontology annotation, biological process: mitochondrial citrate transmembrane transport. The record is from RefSeq and is a predicted model, not a curated record. The coding region runs from base 1 to 900 and encodes 299 amino acids. The transcript has 6 exons.
AUGUCGACGGUGGAUAAGGAUCAGAAGGCAAAGCCCAGCGCCCUCCGCUCCAUCCUUGCGGGAUCCACUGCUGGAGCCGUGGAGAUCGUUGCGAAGACCCGGACCCAACUCAAUCGCCAGCUUGCUCACGGUCAAAAGCUACCAUGGCCGCCCUUCGGCAGUCAAUGGUACGCAGGAUGUACAACGCUGAUUAUUGGGAACUCGCUCAAGGCUGGAAUUCGAUUUGUCGCUUUCGAUGCUAUAAAAUCAGUUCUCCAGGAUGAGAACGGCAAGAUCUCAGGGCCAAGGACGGUUGUCGCUGGAUUUGGUGCUGGGUUCACCGAGUCUCUUUUGGCCGUGACUCCCUUCGAAAGCAUCAAGACUCAAUUGAUCGAUGACCGGAAAUCCCCCAAUCCUCGAAUGCGUGGUUUCUUGCAUGGUAGCAAACUUAUCUUCAAGGAAAGGGGUGUCAAGGGCUUCUUCCAAGGCUUUGUGCCUACUACAGCAAGACAGGCCGCCAACUCGGCAACCCGAUUUACAGCCUACACGACGUUGAAGCAAUUUGCGGAGGGCUAUACGGCGCCCGGAGAAAAGUUAGGCACUGCAGCCACUUUUGGUAUUGGUGGAAUUGCGGGUUUUAUCACUGUCAUCAGAAUGCAAUCACUCGAGGCUAGCAAGCAUUAUAAGAAUAGCAUUGUUUGCGCAACUCGGAUCGUCAAAGAUGAAGGUGUCCUCACUUUAUGGUCCGGCGCCAUGCCACGACUUGCAAGGUUGAUCAUGAGUGGAGGAAUCGUAUUCACCAUGUUCGUGGCAGAACCCCCCAAAAAGUCCAUAAUGUACAAAUGUGCUAACUGCUUGGACAGGUAUGAAAAGGCUAUGGACGGUUUGGAUCUCUUGGAUCCGGAGCGAAAGUAUUUAUAG